Messenger RNA from Cryptomeria japonica (Japanese cedar), 1485 nucleotides. RefSeq lists its product as uncharacterized. The transcript is spliced from 5 exons. Lineage: Eukaryota; Viridiplantae; Streptophyta; Pinopsida; Cupressales; Cupressaceae. The coding region runs from base 82 to 1047 and encodes 321 amino acids. The record is from RefSeq and is a predicted model, not a curated record.
CUCAAUCAAUACAACGGAAAGGAUGCAGCUGAUUUUGUUUUUUCAUUCGCCGCCAUUUAUAUUCGUUUUGGACGCUUUUGAAUGAGAAGCUAUAUAUAUCUUGGAUUCUCUAUUCUUUGUGGGCACUACAGUCAGAGAAGAAAAAUGUGUAUAGCUUUCUGGUUAUUAGAAACCCAUCCGCAGUUUCGCUUCCUCCUCGCCCUCAACAGAGACGAGGUUCACAGCAGACCCACACAGGCGGUGCAUUGGUGGGAAGAGGAAAAUGCAGACAUCGUGGGGGGAAAGGAUUGUGUGGCAGGAGGGACAUGGCUGGCUUCUUCCGCCACUGGCCGUCUCGCUUUUGUCACCAAUUUUAGAGAGCCCACCUCCAUUCCUGAGGCAAAAUCUAGGGGAAACCUCAUUACCAGAUUCUUAAAGAGUUCCAAAACUCCAAUGGAGUUUGCACAGGAGGUAGCGCAGGAGGGCGAAGAAUACAACGGAUUCAAUUUGAUCUUGAUGGAUCUCUGCUCUGGUAAAAUUGCUUAUGUGACAAAUCGUGCAGAAGGCACUUCAUGUUCUGUUAAAGAAGUUUCUCCUGGUAUGCAUGUUCUUUCUAAUGCCCAGCUUGAUACCCCUUGGCCAAAGGUUCAACGUAUGAGGUGUAAAUUUGAGGAAUUGUUGCAAAAAUUUGGUCAAGACGAAAUCCCAGAAACUCAAAUAAUUGAAAAUAUAAUGAAAGACACUGUUCACGCUGAUAGAACAAUGCUGCCAAUUACUGGUUGUGAUCCUGACUGGGAAUACGAACUCAGCCCCAUAUUUAUCGAGACUGAGAGUGAUAGGGGUCCUUAUGGUACAAGGAGUAUGGUGGUUCUCUCUUUGAAACCAACUGGUCAGUUGACAUUCUAUGAGCAAUAUUUGGAAGAGGGGAAGUGGAAAGAACAUAAGCUAACCUAUGAAAUAAAGUUAGACAAGUUGAACUGUGAAAGCAAGGUUUUAACUGAUGAAAUGGAAGGUCAUAGAUUAGUUGCAGGACUUAGCCACUUUCCCGCUCAACAACUCGUUGAGUGAACUGCAAAACAUGUUGUUUUGUAUCAUGUAGAAAUAUAUGAUGAAAUGGAAGGUCGUAGAUUAGUUGCAGGACUUGGCCACUGUCCCGUUCAACAACUCGUUGAGUGAACUGCAUAACAUGUUGUUUUGUAUCAUAUAGAAAUGUAUAUAUUUCAAGAGCAUGUAUAUCUUUAUGGAUUUUUACUUUGGGGUCAAUAAAGGCCAUUGGGCAGCAUAAAUCAAUAAAGGUCACUGGGCAACAUACAUGGCCUUAUGUCUUUAGAGCCUCAUGCUAAUCAACAUUGUGGAAUAUGAGGAAAUUGAAAUGCUGUAUGGCGUGCAAUAAAAAAUGUUCACUGACAAAAAAUGAUGUAAGAGAAGCUAAAUCUUUCAAUAAAUUGAUGUUGAAGACUUUUUUCCUAUUUCAUUAUUUUCAAUAAAAAAUAAUUUCUUUUAAGA